UCCCAACCAUUUAUGCGUUGGAGAGACCGUUUCUUAUUUUGUGCAGAAGCAAUUUAUAAAUCACAGUCUGAAACAGGGGAAAUCAAAGGACAUUACUUGAAUGCUACUGCAGGUACAUGUGAAGAAAUGAUGAAAAGGGCUGUAUUUGCCAGAGAAUUGGGAGUUCCUAUCGUAAUGCAUGAUUACUUUUUUCUUAAACUAUUGAAAUUGUUGGAUUCAAAGAAUUUUAUCUAAUUUUAUUAACGGAGC
Cannabis sativa is the source of this 249-nucleotide messenger RNA. RefSeq lists its product as uncharacterized. NCBI's taxonomy places the organism in Eukaryota, Viridiplantae, Streptophyta, Magnoliopsida, Rosales, Cannabaceae. The record is from RefSeq and is a predicted model, not a curated record. The annotation marks the transcript as partial. Gene Ontology annotation, molecular function: ribulose-bisphosphate carboxylase activity; magnesium ion binding. The transcript has a single exon.